GUGGGCACAGGUGGGUGGCACUGGUGGGCACAGGUGGGUGGGCACAGGUGGGUGGCACUGCUGGGCACAUGUAGGUGGCACUUCUGGGCACAGGUAGGUGGCACUGCAGAGUGGCACAGGUGGGUGCACUGCUGGGCACAGGUGGGUGCACUGAUGGGCACGGGUGGGCGGAGCUAGUGGGUGGCACUGCGGGGCACCGAUCAUCAGGGCACUGAUCAUCAUGCCCUGAUGAUCGGUGCCGAUCCCCGCUCUGACAACUGCCGGUUCUCGGCAGUACUUUCCUCACGAUCUGACAGCGUGAGGAAAGUGCAGCCGAGAACCGGCACUUGCAU
Staurois parvus is the source of this 332-nucleotide messenger RNA. The record is from the annotation of a GenBank genome assembly. Lineage: Eukaryota; Metazoa; Chordata; Amphibia; Anura; Ranidae.